AAUAACCGGUUGUCUGGUUUGCAAAUUAUCUCGUUCUGGAUUUUGCAAGAUGACCAGUCACGUGACCUCAAACCUGUCUGAUCCGCCCACUUCCGGGAUGCGCCGCUCGAAUGACUGACCGGUCACUACAUGCACAGCGGUGCCUUCACUGAAAUUCUCUUCUGUUUCUCUCUUCUUUCUCUCAUGGAAGAAAAGAAAGAAACAAACGACAAUCAGCAACAUUCGUUUUUUUCCGUUAACUUCUCAGACUCCAGCUUCGAGAACAAUCCAGAGCCUGUAGGGCGACUACAUUUCGAUUCAUUCAAUGAAUUCCCGCCAGAACAUCAAAAUAACUUGGAACUGCUCGACUGUCAAGAUUCGUUGCCGCCAGCAAAGAAACUGAAGUCGAUAUCAAACGACCCGCCGGAUACGAAAGAAGACGGAUUCUUGGAAUCAGAAUUAGCGACUCUCAUUCAGGGACUUGGAGACAUCUCACGAGACUUAUACUUCAAGUUAUCCUCUCAGUUCUCUGACUGCGAUUUGUAUGAGAAUCUCUGUCCUAAACAACUGGACGAGAUCAUCCAAGAUGCCUUAGCAUACGAAGAAACGCUCAAACAGCAGAAAACGCGACUUGUUACACGACUGGAGCAACUGUCGAAGACUCUGCAGCCUCAGUGA
Corticium candelabrum is the source of this 657-nucleotide messenger RNA. RefSeq lists its product as uncharacterized. The coding region runs from base 130 to 657 and encodes 175 amino acids. The transcript has 4 exons. The record is from RefSeq and is a predicted model, not a curated record. Lineage: Eukaryota; Metazoa; Porifera; Homoscleromorpha; Homosclerophorida; Plakinidae.